AUGCUAAACAAAUUAACACUAAGUUUUAAAUCAGAUGCUAUUGAACAAGAAUUUAGGGAUAAUCAAUCAAUAAAAGUAAAAGAAGAGUUUAACUUAUUCACUAUUUAAUGUUUGCUUUUUUUUCCCUUUUAUUUAUCAUCGUACUUUUAAUCAGAAUACUUUAAUUUGACUAGUAUUUUGAUCAUAUUUAUAAUUGCUGGCCUGAUUAUAGUGUUCAAAUUAAUUAUAGACAGUUGUCCAAAAUACGCCAUUAUAAUAUUGCCUGCUCUCUAAAUAAUAUUUGCAAUUGUUUGGAGCAUAGACAAUCUAUAAUCAUCGCUUUAAGUUUCAUAAUAUUAAUGGUUUUAUGGCUUUUAAUCGUUUUAUUUUCAUUCUGCCAUCAUGUAGCAAGGUUAUUAAAUUUUACCUUAGGCAAUAAGCAUUUUAGGAUUAUAUAUAUUGUUUUUAAUCUUGUAUAUGGAAAAUUCAUUAGAAUUUAUUGCUUUAAGCCUUACCCAACUGAGUGUUUUGUUAGGUUUAAUAUUUUUAAAAUAUACAAAUCUAAAGUUAAAACGAUUAUAAUUUAUUGAUAAUCGAGAGAGAAAUAAAUGGAUAAAAAUUAUAGAAUAAAUAGUGGAUUAUGAAUUGAUUGUAGUUGAAUUUGAUAAACGACAAGAUCAAAUCAUUAUCAAAUAAAUCAAUGAAAGAACCAAAAAAAAAUUUCAAAUUCAGGACAAUUAAGAAUUAAGAAAAAUUUUGAGAGAUAUGGCAAUAAUCCAUAGUGGAUCCUCUCAUGCUAAGUUGAAAACAGAAUCUUUAGAAAUGGCAAUUCGGGAAUAAUUUUGCUGUAAUUUUGAGUAGCUAAUACCAUCUUAUGAUGUUAGUUCCAGUAUAUUGAAAUAGGAAUUCAGAGUUAAACUAAUUUAAUACAUUCUUCAAGAUGUUUAAUGUGUUAUUUUAGCUUUUGAUAGUUAAUCUAGGCAGGAAAUAAAAUAAACACUAUCAAACCAAAAGUUAUAGGAAAGUUUAUUUAUUUAAUGCUCUUCAAAAAUUCUUUCUAGCAUUUGUACUUUUAAUAAUAAGUUACUUGUACUACAAUAGAUUGUUAAUUUACAAUUUUACAGAAUAUGGUUGGAUAACAAGCAUCUUCUUCUUACAUAAAGAUCUUAAUUUAAAAUGCCAGAAGUAAUUUAAUAAUUAUAAAAUACAUUAUCAAGACAAAUUAUUUUCAAAAACAUUCCAGAGUUUAAUGAUUCUUUUUAAUUAAAUUUAAGAGCAUUACAAAUGGUUUUAGUUGGAUUAACAUAAUUUGUAGAUUCAGACUUUCAAGUAAUGAUUAAAUGGAGUAAUAAAAUUCUAUUUAGUCAUCUAACCUUUAAAAUGGAAACAAAAAAGGUACUUUUUUCAAGUUAAGUCUAUAAUUUGAUAAAAAGAUAGUUGGAUUUUGAUGAUAAAAAUUGGAUAAAAAAUAAAUAAAAGAUUUUGGAAUGCAUUCAAAUUUUAUCAGAAAAAAGAAAAAUAAGUUAGGAACCCUUUUUGUUUACUUUAAUUAUGUGCGAAUAUGUUCUGUAUUCAGCCUUUAAUUAAAGUACUUUAAGAUUAUAAACAAAAAAAGAUAAAAGAUUAAAAGUUUCAUUUGAAAUUCUUAUUUGA
This is a messenger RNA of Paramecium tetraurelia, 1632 nucleotides long. RefSeq lists its product as uncharacterized. The transcript is spliced from 4 exons. Lineage: Eukaryota; Ciliophora; Oligohymenophorea; Peniculida; Parameciidae. The record is from RefSeq and is a predicted model, not a curated record.